CGAGGCGGCGGGGCGAUGCGCUUGCGCACUCGGAGCUCACACCAUAUGUGCCCUGUCCCGGUGCGCGGGUCUGUGGAGAGCCGGGUGCGAGAGGCGGCAGCGCGAGGGGCACGGAGCCGAGCGGAGACCGAAGUCAGCCGAGGGACAGCGGGUCUGUGAGAGACCGAGUAGAGGGGCUGGGGCUGCGAGCGCCGCUGACACACGAUGGGGAAGAAGCAGAAAAACAAGAGCGAAGACAGUGCCAAGGAUGACAUUGAUCUUGAUGCCUUGGCUGCAGAAAUAGAAGGAGCUGGUGCUGCCAAGGAGCAAGAACCUCAAAAGGCAAAGGGGAAAAAGAAAAAGGAGAAAAAAAGACAAGACUUUGAUGAAGAUGAUAUCCUGAAGGAACUGGAAGAAUUGUCUUGGGAAGCUCAAGGCAUCAAAGGUGACAGAGAGCCUGCUGCAGUAAAGCCAACAGAAAAUAAUGAAGAUGAACCCAUCUCAAAACAAGAUAAGAAAAAGAAAGGACAGAAAGGCAAAAAACAGAGUUUUGAAGAUAAUGAUAGUGAAGAAUUGGAUGAAAAAGAUUCGAAGUCAAAAAAGACUGCAAAACCCAAAGUGGAAAUGUACUCUGGGAGUGAUGAUGAUGAUGAUGAUUUUAAUAAACUAUCCAAAAAAGCGAAGGGGAAAGCUCAGAAAUCAAAUAAGAAGCGUGAUGCAUCAGAAGAGGAUGAGGAUAACAGUAAAAGAAUUAAAGAGCGUAUGAGAGCACAUUCUUCUGGUGAAAGUGGUGAUGAAUCAGAUGAAUUUUUGCAAUCCAGGAAAGGACAGAAAAAAAAUCAGAAAAACAAACCAGGUCCUACUGUUGAGAGCGGAAAUGAAGAUGACGACUCCUCCUUCAAAAUUAAGACAGUGGCUCAAAAGAAGGCAGAAAAGAAAGAGCGUGAGAGAAAAAAACGGGAUGAAGAAAAGGCAAAACUGCGGAAGCUGAAAGAAAAAGAAGAGCUGGAGUCUGGUAAAAAGGAUCAGGGUAAACCAAAAGAAUCUCAGAGGAAACCUGAGGAGGAAGCUCUGAAAUCCAAAGUGACACUUGACUCUGGAGCAGCUCCUGCCUCUGAAGAGAAAGGAGAGGGUCCCGCGGGCGCAGAAGAUGACAAUGAAGGAGACAAAAAGAAAAAAGAUAAGAAGAAAAAGAAAGGAGAAAAGGAAGAAAAGGAGAAAGAAAAGAAGAAAGGACCUAGCAAAGCCACAGUUAAGGCUAUGCAAGAAGCUCUGGCUAAGCUUAAAGAAGAGGAGGAAAGACAGAAGAGAGAGGAGGAGGAACGGAUAAAACGGCUGGAAGAGUUAGAAGCCAAGCGUAAAGAAGAGGAAAGAUUGGAACAAGAAAAAAGAGAAAGGAAAAAGCAAAAAGAAAAGGAAAGGAAAGAACGCUUGAAAAAAGAGGGGAAACUUUUAACUAAAUCCCAGAGAGAAGCCAGAGCCAGAGCCGAAGCGACCCUUAAACUUCUACAAGCUCAGGGUGUUGAAGUGCCAUCAAAAGAUUCUUUGCCAAAGAAGAGGCCAAUUUAUGAAGAUAAAAAGAAGAAAAAACCACCACAGCAGAUGGAAAAUAAAGUUUCUGAACCGGUGGAUUUAAGUGCUGCUGUAGAAGCUGUGGAGCAAGGAGUACCCGAAAAAGAAGAGACACCGCCUCCUGUUGAACCAGAAGAGGAAGAAGAAACGGAGGAUGCUGGGUUGGAUGACUGGGAAGCUAUGGCUAGUGAUGAGGAGAGAGAAACAGAAGAAAACACAGUGCAUAUAGAAGUAAAAGAAAACCCUGAAGAGGAGGAGGAGGAGGAAGAGGAGGAGGAGGAGGAAGAAGAGAGUGAAGACGAAGAGGAGGAGGAAGGAGACAGUGAAGGCAGCGAAGGUGAAGAAGAUGAUGGAAAGGUGUCAGAUGAGAAGGACGCUGGGAAGACGUUGGAUAAAAAGCCGAGCAAAGACGCGAGCUCAGAAUCUGAGGAUGACUCUGACGACGAUCGAACUAAAGAAGAACGGGCUUAUGACAAAGCAAAACGGAGGAUUGAGAAACGGCGACUUGAACACAGUAAAAAUGUAAAUACAGAGAAGCUGAGAGCUCCUGUUAUUUGUGUACUUGGACAUGUGGAUACAGGGAAGACAAAAAUUCUGGAUAAGCUCCGUCACACACAUGUACAAGAUGGUGAAGCAGGUGGUAUCACGCAGCAGAUUGGUGCCACCAAUGUCCCUCUUGAAGCUAUUAAUGAACAAACUAAGAUGAUUAAAAAUUUUGAUCGAGAGAACGUCCGGAUUCCAGGAAUGCUGAUCAUUGACACUCCAGGGCAUGAGUCUUUCAGUAAUCUGAGAAACAGAGGAAGCUCUCUUUGUGACAUUGCCAUUUUAGUUGUUGAUAUUAUGCAUGGUUUGGAGCCCCAGACAAUUGAAUCUAUCAACCUUUUAAAAUCUAAAAAAUGUCCCUUCAUUGUUGCCCUCAAUAAGAUUGAUAGGUUGUAUGAUUGGAAAAAGAGCCCUGACUCUGACGUGGCCGCUACUCUGAAGAAGCAGAAGAAGAACACCAGAGAUGAAUUCGAGGAGCGGGCCAAGGCGAUCAUCGUGGAGUUUGCACAGCAGGGGCUGAAUGCAGCUUUGUUUUAUGAGAAUAAGGAUCCCCGCACUUUUGUGUCCUUGGUACCUACCUCUGCACACACUGGCGAUGGCAUGGGAAGUCUGAUCUGCCUUCUUGUCGAGUUGACUCAGACCAUGUUGAGUAAGAGGCUUGCCCAGUGUGAGGAGCUGAGAGCCCAGGUGAUGGAGGUGAAGGCUCUCCCGGGAAUGGGCACGACUAUUGAUGUAAUACUGAUCAAUGGGCGUCUGAAGGAAGGAGACACGAUAAUUGUUCCAGGAGUAGAAGGCCCUAUCGUCACGCAGAUCCGAGGCCUCCUGUUACCUCCCCCUAUGAAGGAGUUACGGGUGAAGAAUCAGUAUGAGAAGCAUAAGGAGGUAGAAGCAGCUCAGGGGGUAAAGAUUCUUGGAAAGGACCUGGAAAAAACACUGGCUGGUUUACCCCUCCUCGUGGCUUAUAAAGAAGAUGAAAUCCCAGUUCUUAAAGACGAGCUGAUCCACGAGUUAAAGCAGACACUGAAUGCUAUCAAAUUAGAAGAGAAAGGCGUCUAUGUCCAGGCCUCGACCCUGGGAUCUCUGGAAGCUCUCCUUGAAUUUCUGAAGACAUCAGAAGUGCCCUAUGCAGGGAUCAACAUUGGGCCUGUCCACAAAAAAGAUGUCAUGAAGGCUUCGGUGAUGCUGGAGCAUGACCCUCAGUAUGCAGUGAUUUUGGCCUUCGAUGUGAGAAUUGAACGGGAUGCCCAAGAAAUGGCUGAUAGUUUAGGAGUUAGAAUUUUUAGUGCAGAAAUUAUUUAUCAUUUAUUUGAUGCCUUUACGAAAUACAGACAAGACUACAAGAAACAGAAACAAGAAGAAUUUAAGCACAUAGCAGUAUUCCCCUGCAAGAUAAAGAUCCUCCCUCAGUUUAUCUUCAAUUCUCGGGAUCCGAUAGUGAUGGGCGUGACUGUGGAAGCAGGGCAGGUGAAGCAGGGGACACCCAUGUGCGUGCCCAGCAAAAAUUUUGUUGACAUUGGAAUAGUAACGAGUAUUGAAGUAAACCAUAAACAAGUGGAUGUUGCAAAAAAAGGACAAGAAGUCUGUGUCAAAAUAGAACCCAUCCCGGGUGAAUCUCCCAAAAUGUACGGACGCCAUUUUGAAGCUACAGACAUUCUUGUCAGUAAGAUCAGCCGGCAGUCCAUCGAUGCUCUCAAAGACUGGUUCAGAGACGAGAUGCAGAAGAGUGACUGGCAGCUUAUUGUGGAGCUGAAGAAAGUGUUUGAAAUCAUCUAAGUUUUCCACCCGGGGCAGGAAUUGGAGUCAAUGCAAUAUCAUGUGGUAAUAUCAUCAAGAAAAACAAGGAAUGGACCUGUCUGAACACUGAUUGACCUUAAGUAUAGAAGGAAAAAACUAGGUGUAUAAAAUGUUUUCCAUGAGAAACCAAGAAACUACACUGGUUUGACAGUGGUCGAUACACGUCCCCACAGCUCCGACGUGCCUGUUCACUCGCCUACGCCCUCCCCUCCUGGCUGCUGUUUUAAAGUUUGCCCUUCCUUCCCCAAAUUUGGAUUUUUAUUACAGAUCUAAAGCUCUUUCAAUUUUAUACUGAUUAAAUCAGUACUGCAGUAUUUGAUUAACCAAGCUUCUGCAGAUUUUGUGAUUCUUGGGACUUUUUUGAGGUAAGAAACACGUCUUUAUUUAUGCAUAUCCUUCCAGUGAUUCUUCUCCCAACGUUCUUCUGCGAUAUGCCCGUAGGAAUUUUUUAAAAUAGAAAAUUCGGCUUUCUUGAUCUUUAUCUGCUUUGUGUGGAACCAUGGUGUCGAGCAUCGCCGGCUGCCAUUUACCGCUUGUAUGGUCGUGAGUGCCCACAGUUCUCAGCACCGUCCUCCAUUCCAAUAAAGAACCCAGAUGUGCCCACAGGCGCCGCUGGGCUUCCCUUCCUGUCGGCAGAGCUGCUCUCCCAGUCUCCGCCCAGCACAGCGCCUUCUCUCGAGGAUAGGAAGGGUCUGAUCGCCCUGGGUCCCAGCACACGUUGACAUCAGGGGUUUAUACAUCGGUCUGGGUCUGCUUGUCCUAGCAGGUUCUAUCAUGCACACGUUUUCUGACGAGACAAUCAGUAGGGUGUUGAUUAACUGUCUGGACUUACAUAACAGCUUCUUCACAUUAGUAAUUUGGUGGUAGCUUGUUCCCUAAGGUUUUCCUGAAGAAUAUGGGAAGUGGGUCCCUGAGAGAAGCAGUCUGUUAGCAUCAGACUAGUACCUGCCUACCUUCUAUAGCACAGUGUUGAGUGAAGUCAUUGCGGGUGUUGGAUAGCAGGUGUCCCCAAGUAUUCACUGGCAUAGAGUUAUAAACUAUAUUUUUAAAGUCUUAGAGCAUAUAGCAUAGACAAAUACUUUUAUAUACAUUUGAAAAUCUGUAGCAUUCUUCAUUAUCACUAAAGUUUCUCAAGGGCCAGUAGAGGCAAAGACAAAACCUCUAAACCAUCUGGGGGACAUACUCUUCCCAGGAGAAAACUUAAGUCUUCACUGUGUGUGUGUUCUGAUUCAAAAUAUGUAAACUCCUCCACUUGGAAGAAGUAAAGAAGACUUUGUUAACACGG
Capra hircus (goat) is the source of this 5173-nucleotide messenger RNA. It is a transcript of the gene EIF5B, whose product is annotated as eukaryotic translation initiation factor 5B. The coding region runs from base 205 to 3867 and encodes 1220 amino acids. Gene Ontology annotation, molecular function: translation initiation factor activity; GTPase activity; GTP binding. The record is from RefSeq and is a predicted model, not a curated record. Lineage: Eukaryota; Metazoa; Chordata; Mammalia; Artiodactyla; Bovidae. The transcript has 24 exons.